AUGGCCGCCGUCAAGUCCAUGACGGGGUGCAUAGCACUGGCCGUGUUGCACUGCAUAUCCUUGUCAACUGCGGCUAAUCCUGCGGCACAGGCACCUCUGGGCCCGGCCAUCACUCACUAUGACUUUGAUGUCACCGUGGGCAAGCGGUCGCCAGACUGCUUCGAGAAGGACGUGAUACUGGUCAAUGGCGAGUACCACAAGCAGAUUGAGGUCACCCAAGGCAACAUUCUAGAGGUGACAGUGUACAACGACCUGCCAUCGACAUGGCCACUGGUGUCAGAGGGGAUCAGCGUCCACUGGCACGGCUUCAGCAUGAACGGGGCUGAGUGGUAUGAUGGUGUGGGCUACCUUGCCCAGUGCCCCAUUCAGGCCGGCACCAACUUCACCUACAGGUUCCAGGUGAAUGAGCAGCCAGGGACGUACUUCUGGCACGGGCAUGCAGGGAAUGAGAAGGUGGAUGGCUUCACUGGGCCACUCAUUGUGCGCCCUGCCGGCCCAGAGCCUUUCACCUACGAUGAGGAGAGAAUUCUGUUUCUGAGCGACAACUACCACACUUCAGCAACAGCGCUCACUUUCCCCCUGAACAGGCCGUUUGAUGCCAAGAAGCAGACAAACGAGACUGGCGGCUGGGAUUGGGUGGCGGUGCCUCAGGCAAUCACACUGAACAGCCAUGGCUUCUAUGGGGACUGUGAACUGUUACAAGGAACCAACACAGCCAUUCCUCCCAAGUGCAAUGUAACCACGCAAUGGGUCCCUCCAGGGCGCUCCAAAUUCCUGCCCUAUGCUGCCGGGACCAACCCUGGCUGCAAGCGGGAGAAUGUGACAGUGGAGGCUGGCAAGACAUACCGCAUCCGCAUGAUCAAUGCCGGCUCGCUCGCAUAUCUGAGCGUCUGCUUUGCCGACCACAACGUGACCAUUGUGGCGGCUGACGCCUACCCGACCAACCCCCUCACUGUGCCCUGCGUCGACAUUAAUCUUGGCCAGAGGUAUGAUGUCCUGUUGAAGGCAGACAAGCCGGUGGGCAACUAUUGGCUAUCGGCGCUGGUGGUCAAUGCCACAAGGACGGGGUCACCUGCCGGCUACGGCGUGCUGCGCUAUGCGGGCGCCAAUGCGAGCGCGCUGCCCUCGGACCCCAUCCUGCAGCCGGAGAGCGUCCCUGCCUGGACCUUUGGCACCGUCUCCAAGAUUACUCUGCCAAAGGAGUACUUGGACGCCAGCACGCUGCCCAAGGGAACGGUGCUGCCCCUGAACCAGUCCUCGCUGGCGCCCCCCAACGCCACCAAGACACUGCUGGUCAACCUGACUCAGCCCCUGCUGCCCAAUGGCCAGCUCAGGUGGGCGCUGAACAACGUUGCCACUUUUGGCACGCCCUCCUGCCUGCCCACGCUGAACCUGCUGCGCAAUGACCCCGGCCUCAUGGCGCGCGACGCGCAGAGGACGCGCGUGGGCGACAUGCCCGCCGACCUCGCCGCCAAACAGAUGGGCAACGACCUCAACGUGCCGAUGUAUUUGGAGGACGGCUCUCCCUCGCCGGCCAUGCCUAUGGCGGGCCAGGAUUUCAUGCCGCUGCAGAAGGGCGAUGUUGUGGACGUCAUCCUGCAGAACCUCCCCGCCAAUGCCAACGGCGGAGACUACAGGCCGGGCGUGGGCGCGAAUCGGACGGCGCAGGAGCAGCAUCCGUUCCACAUGCACGGGCACCACUUCUGGGUGCUGGCCUACGGCCUGGGCACCUUCAACGAGGCCGCCAACACCUCCUCCUUCAACACGGCGAAUCCCCCCUUCCGCGACUCCUUCACCAUCUUCAAGAACGGCUGGACCGCCAUCCGCUUCAAGGCUGACAACCCGGGGGUGUGGAUCUUGCACUGCCACACCGACUGGCAUCUAUUCAUGGGCCAGAAGAUGUACUUUGCCACCUCGCCCGAGCUGGCGCAGCCGCCGCCGGCCGACCUGCCAACUUGCCCAAACACCUGCAUGUACAAUUUCGGCCCCUUCAGCCCCUCCUUUGUGCGGGCCAAGUGGGGCAGUACUGGCUACAGCACCUAAUGCAGCGGUCCCAAUCCCUCUUCUGGGAGGCUUAUUCUUUCGCCUCUCUGCAGCUGGAACCGAGAUCAUUAGCUGGGGGUGAGGAAUGAACAAAGAGAGAAUGCAGACAGCAGAGUAUUUCGGGUAUUGUACAGCAUGCUCUUCUGGCUGGGCACAGGGUUGCCGGCUGAUCUCUCUUCUUGAUCCCACCGGCACGCCAUUGCGUAGCUUUGUGGCUGACUGAGAGGGGAUCUUGCAGUGGGAUUCUGUGCAAUCACUAAGCAUAUGAUGUGUUUUUCGAAGGAUGCAUCAUUAUAUUUCGGCAGUGCUAUACAUAGCAUCGCACAUUGCGCAAUUGCGGUCACUCUGGAGACCACCUCUAGAACUGUACAAAAUUUUGGCAAGACCGAUUGUGUCCCGCCCAGAUGGAAGCGCAAAAAUAAGUGUUGUGCGGCUUGGAUGGCGGGAACUAGUCUCAUGCUCACACUGAUGGUUCUGUAGAAUUGCAGUCCUUGAAUUUAUGUUACUGCAAUUGGUUCUUGAGGGUGAUGGCUUCAGAGAGAUGGCUGCCAAAGCGUCAGCGGGCCUAGAUAGGUGAGAGGCAGUCUCAACAGAUAGUGCACUCAGUUGCUUUGGCUUUGAAUGCCAUAUUGUCCAGGGAUGCCAUUCUAUUACAUAUGAUAUCUGCUCACUACUAUGUCUCUUACGCUAAGGUAGCACUGCCCAUGCGUUACUAAACAUGUGACAUUGCAGUGCUGGGACUUUCCCCUUGGGCUAAAGUGGAACAUCCUGGGGGUACUUCCAGCCAAUCUAACCACACCCAAGAGCGUGGUGUCGAUUUAUGCUUUUGGAUCUUAGUAUGCAUUUGUCUGGUUGAGAGGUGUAACGAUGGUUAAGAUUGUC
Molecule: messenger RNA, 2925 nt
Organism: Coccomyxa subellipsoidea C-169
Lineage: Eukaryota; Viridiplantae; Chlorophyta; Trebouxiophyceae; Coccomyxaceae
Exons: 13
Coding region: 1-2043 (680 amino acids)
Molecular function (GO): oxidoreductase activity; copper ion binding
Source: RefSeq, a predicted model, not a curated record